Molecule: messenger RNA, 3532 nt
Organism: Dioscorea cayenensis subsp. rotundata (Guinea yam)
Lineage: Eukaryota; Viridiplantae; Streptophyta; Magnoliopsida; Dioscoreales; Dioscoreaceae
Product: glycine--tRNA ligase, chloroplastic/mitochondrial 2
Biological process (GO): glycyl-tRNA aminoacylation; arginyl-tRNA aminoacylation
Cellular component (GO): mitochondrion; cytoplasm; chloroplast stroma
Molecular function (GO): glycine-tRNA ligase activity; arginine-tRNA ligase activity; ATP binding
Source: RefSeq, a predicted model, not a curated record
GGGCUUAUCCUUCUCGCUUUCCUCUGUUUCGCCAUGGACCUCAAUGCACUCCUUGCUCCUGUUCCUCUCGCCAUUAGAUCUCAGGGAGCUCAUCCUCUGCUCUCCCAAUGUCUUAGAAGAAAUUCUUGCUGUUUUCCGCGGAGGCCUCCACGGUAUCGGCGUUGGUUUCCAUUGAGGAGGUAUCAGGCUUCGGUUUCUAUCCCACAGUUUCAAUCGGAGGAGCUGAAGGCCCGAAUCAGAGCUUCUUCGAUCCCUACGUUUCAGCAGGCUAUUCAGCGGCUCCAGGGGUACUGGGCUUCUGUUGGAUGUACCAUAAUGCAAUGCAGCAAUACAGAGGUUGGUGCUGGGACGAUGAAUCCUUUGACGUUCUUGAGGGUUCUAGGCCCUGAACCAUGGAAUGUUGCGUAUGUUGAACCUAGCAUACGUCCAGAUGAUAGUCGAUAUGGUGACAACCCAAAUAGACUUCAGCGUCAUACUCAGUUUCAGGUUAUUUUAAAGCCCGAUCCUGGAAACUCACAAGAUCUCUUCAUUGGUAGCCUGUCAGCAUUAGGAAUUGAUGUCAAUGAGCAUGAUAUUCGCUUUGUCGAAGACAAUUGGGAAAGUCCGGUUCUUGGUGCUUGGGGAUUGGGCUGGGAAGUAUGGAUGGACGGGAUGGAAAUAACACAAUUUACAUAUUUUCAGCAGGCUGGAAGUCUUCCAUUGCUUCCUGUAUCUGUGGAGAUAACUUAUGGUCUUGAGCGAAUCCUUAUGUUGCUUCAGGGGGUGGAUCACUUCAAGAAAAUUAAGUAUGCUGAUGGAAUUACUUAUGGCGAGCUAUUUUUGGAGAAUGAAAAGGAAAUGAGUGCAUAUUAUAUGCAGCAUGCCAACAUUGGUCAUAUACAAAAUCACUUUGAAAAUUUUGAGGAGGAAGCUCGAGCGCUAUUAUCACUUGGAUUAGCAAUUCCAGCGUAUGAUCAGCUUCUGAAAACAUCUCAUGCCUUCAAUAUCUUAGAUUCCAGAGGUUUUAUUGGUGUCACUGAACGUGCUAGGUAUUUUGGCCGCAUGCGCAGCCUAGCUCGCCAGUGUGCUCAACUUUGGGUUAAGACUCGAGAAACUCUCGGGCAUCCGUUAGGCAUUUGUUCUGGAGUAAACCAUGUGGAUCAUCCCAAAACUAUUAAAGCAGAAGUGGAAAAGGUGGGAGUCGAUCCCAGGGAAUUUGUGCUUGAGAUUGGAACAGAAGAAAUGCCACCUGGGGAUGUAAUUGAUGCAAGUGAGCAACUCAAAAUAUCAAUUGUGCAAAUGCUAGACAAACAACGAUUGGCACAUGGAGAAGUGUCUGCAUGGGGUACUCCAAGGCGUCUAGUGAUUCGUGUCCAGAGCCUUUGGCUGAAGCAAGCAGAGAAUGAGUUAGAAAUCCGUGGUCCUCCACUAGAAAAAGCAUUUGAUCAGCAAGGAAAUCCUACUAAGGCUGCUGAAGGUUUCUGCCGCAAAUAUUCUCUUUCUACUGAUGAUAUGUAUAAGCAGCUUGAUGGCAAGACAGAGUAUGUUUAUGUUCGAGUAAAGAAGUCCGCACGAUUUGCUUUGGAGGUGUUGGCCGAAGAAUUGCCAAAGAUUAUUUCUAAUAUUUCAUUUCCAAAGUCAAUGCGGUGGAACUCCAAGUUUACGUUUAGUCGACCUAUCCGUUGGAUAUUAGCACUACAUGGAGACAAUAUUGUACCUUUUGUCUUUGCUGGUGUUAUAAGUGGGAGGCUGUCGUGUGGUUUGCGCAAUUCAGCCUCUGCUGUUUUUGAGGUUGAAAGUGCUGAGACUCAUUCAAACUAUUUGGUGAAAACAGGAGUAGUGAUUGACAUGGAGGAAAGGAAAGAAAAUAUUGUUCGUGAUUCCAUUUCAUUGGCGGAAGGUGUUGGCGGUUGUAUUGUGAUGGAUGAUAACUUGCUUAAUGAGGUUGCGAAUCUUGUUGAGGCACCUGUACCAAUUCUGGGAAAGUUUGAUGAAUCAUUCUUAGAACUUCCGAAAGAUAUAUUAAUUAUGGUUAUGCAGAAACACCAGAGAUAUUUUCACUUGAUAGAUGACUCAAGCAACAAGCUGUUGCCAUACUUCAUUGCUGUGGCUAAUGGUGUAAUUGAUAAAGUGGUUGUUACUAAAGGGAAUGAAGCUGUUCUUAGAGCUCGCUAUGAAGAUGCAAAAUUUUUUUUUAGUCUGGAUAUUCAAAAGAAAUUUUCUGAAUUUCGAAGGGAGCUUAGUGGGAUACUCUUUCAUGAGAAACUAGGAACCAUGCUGGACAAAGUUUCACGAAUUGAAAAGACUGUUGGAAAACUUAGCACUGCUCUAGGAUUGAGUAGGAGUUUUGUCCCAGUGCUUGAAGAAGCUGCAGGCCUGGCUAUGUCUGAUCUUGCUACUUCUGUUGUUACUGAAUUUACUUCCCUUGCUGGAAUAAUGGGGCGUCAUUAUGCCCUCAGGGAUGGCUAUUCACAGCAGGUUGCCGAAUCCCUAUUUGAGAUCACACUUCCUAGGUUUUCUGGGGAUGCACUUCCAAAGACUGAAGUAGGCAUUGUCUUGGCCAUUGCUGACAGACUUGAUAGUCUAGUUGGUUUAUUUGGUGUUGGUUGUCAGCCAAGCUCCACCAGCGAUCCCUUUGGUUUGAGAAGAAUUGCCUAUGGCCUUGUUCAAGUGCUGGUAGAAAAUAACAAAAAUUUGGAUUUGAAAAAUGCUUUGCAACUUGUAGCACAUGUGCAACCCAUCAAAAUUGAGGAAAAUAUUUUACAUGAUGUACAUCAAUUUAUCUCGCGGAGACUAGAACAACUACUGUUGGAUAAGGGUAUAAGUUCUGAAAUUGUUCGUUCAGUACUUUCAGAACGCUCAAAUUCACCUUGUUUAGCUGCAAAAUCAGCUAUUGAAAUGGAGGCUCUAGCUGGAGGUGAUCUUUUCCUGAAAGUUAUUGAAGCAUACUCAAGGCCAACUAGAAUUAUCCGUGGGAAGGACAUUGGCACUGAUGUGGAGGUAAGUGAAGCUGCAUUUGAGAGUGACGAAGAGCGAGCAUUAUGGAGUGCUUAUUUAGCAGUAGAGUCUGAAAUCCAUCCAGAUGUUGAUAUUGGCGUCUUUUUAAACAUAUCCUCACAAUUGUCGCAGCCUCUAGAAGAUUUCUUUGAACAUGUAUAUGUGAUGGCGGACGACGAAAGAAUUAGGAAAAAUCGGCUUGCGCUUCUGAAGAAAAUUGCAGAUCUCCCUAAAGGCAUAGCCGACUUAUCGCUCUUGCCGGGUUUCUGAAAUUGUGUUUGAUUGAUUGCUCAGGUUUUUCGAUACUAUAUCACAGUUAUCUUGAAACAAAUUAUUGCUCUCUCGGAGGAUGGCUUGCUUCUGUGCAACUUAAAGAUAAUGUACAGAUUUUGUAAUGUAUGAGCAAUGUUUGUAUUCUAUUCAUUGUUGUUUGACUCAUUUAAUCACUGAAUAAUAUGUAUUUAAAUUAUUAUUAUUAUUAUUAUAUAAUGUAUUUGUAUUAAGGAAAUUUGAGUGAAAAAAGAAAGGGAGGGAACACAUUAGCAAUGAGAUGUAA